This is a messenger RNA of Exophiala aquamarina CBS 119918, 1260 nucleotides long. RefSeq lists its product as uncharacterized. NCBI's taxonomy places the organism in Eukaryota, Fungi, Ascomycota, Eurotiomycetes, Chaetothyriales, Herpotrichiellaceae. Gene Ontology annotation, molecular function: DNA binding; zinc ion binding. The transcript has a single exon. The record is from RefSeq and is a predicted model, not a curated record. The coding region runs from base 1 to 1260 and encodes 419 amino acids. Gene Ontology annotation, biological process: DNA-templated transcription.
AUGUGUGCAUUAAGUGCCCAACAUGCCAAAAAUGGUGCAUUGUUCAACGACGAAGCGAGCCAGCUAGAGGUUGCGACCUGGGCAUUCGAAUACCUUCAUGAAGCACUCUCGCUUGUCCCAGUGGACUUUAGCAUGAUGGGCCACCAGGACUUGAUGCGGUCAUAUGGAUUUCUAGCGCUCCUGGGGACUCAGAUCGGCGAUAGCAACAUGGUGCAAAAAUAUCUAGGCCUAUAUCAUGGCAUUUGCGGGCGCUACGGCCUCCAUGAGGAAUCGAGAUGGCCUUCGAAUAUCAGCACGUGCGACAGAGAGGUCCGACGAAGAAUCUUCUGGUCCAUCUAUCGCCUCGAAGUUCAUACUGCAUGCGUCUUAGGCCACUACGUGCGAAUUCCAGAAGCACAAUGCGACGUUGGUUACCCAGGUGGGAUCCAUCACCCAGCAUUCGUGCCUGGGAGAGAUGGCAAGUUCGAAGAUUGGUUUUCUGGGUGGAAUUAUUCUACAGACCUCUACCGCAUCUUGGAACAUGCUGUCGUUUCUUUCCGAAUGAGGAAACACAAGCAUCCGCUUCCCCUGGGGUUAAAUGAUGGGUUUUUAAGCGGUGUUCUGAGCAAGAAAUUGUCCAUGAUUAAAGAGGGUCUCCUUCCUCAGUACGAGAAGGCAUUCUUCCGCUCCGACGACAAUGGGCGAAACCGUUGCGGGUUCCAGGCGGCAAACAUCUUUUGCAUUAUUCAUCUGGUCAGGAUGCUGACCUCACUGUCGGAUGAUCAUGAACUUGACAGCAUAUGUGACACCGCACAGGAGAUGAUCGAGAGCAUGAGGAAAAUUCCUUCCGAAUAUGUCCGUGCCUGUGGGGCGACUCUUCUCCAGCAAGUUGCUGGGGUAGGUCAUUUGCUCUGCGUUGUUGCAAGUAAAGAAUCGCAUUCCACCCCUUCGCUUCACAGAUUACGAGAUGUGCUCGAAUCAAUUACAGUGUUCUUGGAAAUUUCAAAGCAGCACCAUGAACCCCUCGCUACAGCCGCAUCACGCCUACGAGAGCACUUGGGUACGCUUGAGAUUGAUCCAGAUCCUGCAGGAACUGAAAUGAAACAUCCAUCAAUUGAAGUGGGAGUUCCUCUUGUUGUGGAUGGAGCUGAUAUGUGGAUCUCAGAGCUCGAUGACUAUGGUACAGUAUCAGGUUUUGGUGCCAAUAUCUUCCCGACAACCUUCCUCGGCGACAUCACCUGGCCAUUUGCAUGGUCCAGCAGCUCUCCCACUUCUGGUUGA